CUUGUCCAAAGUGUCACUAUUUCUGGGUUAAGAAGACAAUAAUAAAAGACGCGCAAUUUCAGUUAAAGAAGAUAUAGCUGAAGCAAAACAAGAAAUGUCUGAAUUUGGUGAGCUUGUCCAAAAUCAUCAAAUCAAACCCUUUAAAAAUGGCAAGCCUUUCAAUCCAAUCGAACCUUCUUCUUCCAACACCGAUCCAACUCUCUCUUUAUCCGAUUCUCUUCUCCUCAAGAUCCUCCAGAAGCUACCUGAAUCACAACAGAGCAACGACGUCUCACUCGUCUGCAAACGCUGGCUGAGUCUUCAGGGACGUCGUCUACGGACUCUAAAGGUUCUUGAUUUCGAUUUCGUCUUGUCUGGGAGGAUUGUCUCGAGGUUCCCCAAGCUCACGCAUGUCGAUUUGACAAACGCCUGUAUCAUGAAUCCGCCGGUCAAUUCGGGUAUUUUGCUCUGUCACAAGUCGAUUUGUUUGCAUUUAUCUUCAGACUCGUCGAAUUGGGAUUUUCUUGAAGAGAAUCUAUUGCACAGUGACGUAAUUGAUAGAGGGCUUAGCGUAUUAGGCAGAGGGGGUUGUGAUUUGCUUAAACUUGUAGUGAUUAACGCUACUGAAUCAGGAUUACUGAGUUUAGCUGAGGACUGUUCUGAUUUACAAGAAUUAGAGUUGCACAGGUGUAAUGAUAGUCUCUUGCAUGGCAUUGCUGCGUGUAAGAAUCUUAGAGCUUUGAGAUUGGUUGGAAGCGUAGACGGAUUGUAUAGUUCAUCAGUGUCUGAUAUAGGGUUAACAUUCUUAGCGCAAGGGUGUAAGAGGUUGGUGAAGUUAGAGCUUAGUGGUUGCGAGGGUAGCUUUGAUGGGAUUAAAGCAAUUGGGCAAUGUUGUGAACUGCUUGAUGAGUUGACCAUUGUUGACCAUAGAAUGGAUGAUGGUUGGAUAGCUGCGCUUUCCUACUUUGAGAAUUUGAAGACACUUAGAAUUUCGUCGUGUAGAAAGAUAGACCCUAGUCCUGGACCAGAAAAGUUGUUGCUGUCUUGUCCAGCUAUGGAGAGUUUGCAACUCAAGAGGUGUUGUUUGAAUGACAAGGAUGGGAUGAAAGCGUUGUUUAAAGUGUGUGAUGGAGCAACAGAGGUUAAUAUUCAGGAUUGCUGGGGAUUGAGUGAUGAUUCUUUCAGCUUGGCCAAAGCUUUCAGGAGGGCGAGGUUCCUGUCUUUGGAAGGAUGCUCAGUCUUAACAUCAGGCGGCUUAGAGUCAGUAAUUCUGCACUGGGAAGAGCUUGAGAGCAUGAGAGUAGUGUCAUGUAAGAGCAUAAAAGACAGCGAAAUUUCACCCGCGCUCUCGUCUUUGUUCUCGCUUCUCAAAGAACUAACGUGGAGACCAGACACAAGGUCCCAUCUCUCAUCGAGUCUCGAAAGUGCGGGUAUUGGAAAGAGAGGCAGCAAAUUCUUCAAGAAGAGUGUUCUACAUUGAACAUAUGUUAUAUUGUGUAAGUGCUCACAUCCCAUGUGCCUUGAGAACUCUUGAUAUAGAGUCUAUAGACAAACUCUUUAGUUAUCCUCUUCUUCCCUCAAGCAUUACUCUGUUGUAAAAAAUAAUACGUCCCAAACUCUUAUGUAUGGCAAUGUUACUGUUGUUAUGUAUAGUAAUAAAACUCUUGCCGUUCACAAUACUAAA
Capsella rubella is the source of this 1663-nucleotide messenger RNA. Its product is annotated as F-box protein At5g51370. Gene Ontology annotation, biological process: SCF-dependent proteasomal ubiquitin-dependent protein catabolic process. Gene Ontology annotation, molecular function: protein binding. Gene Ontology annotation, cellular component: SCF ubiquitin ligase complex. NCBI's taxonomy places the organism in Eukaryota, Viridiplantae, Streptophyta, Magnoliopsida, Brassicales, Brassicaceae. The record is from RefSeq and is a predicted model, not a curated record. The coding region runs from base 95 to 1459 and encodes 454 amino acids. The transcript is spliced from 2 exons.